Molecule: messenger RNA, 3915 nt
Organism: Parascedosporium putredinis
Lineage: Eukaryota; Fungi; Ascomycota; Sordariomycetes; Microascales; Microascaceae
Source: the annotation of a GenBank genome assembly
AUGUCGACGGAAUUCGAUGCCGGCGAUGCCGCCUCGGAUAGCGAAAUCUCCGACAUCCAAGACGUUGUGGUUGCCGACCCUGCCUCGCGCGCGUCCUCCGUCGCGAACGAGGUCCCCACUUACACCGAGGCAGACCCAGAUGCCGAUGCCGUUGACGAUGUCGACGAUGCCGGCUCGAGCUCCCAAGCGUCUCGGCGCAUCGCCAAGCGCAAGGUUGCCGUUGAAGAGGAUUAUAUUCACCAGAACCCUGAGUUAUAUGGCUUAAGGCGCAGUGGCCGCGCUACACAGGCGCGUCGGUUUGUUGAUUCCGAUUCUAGCAGCGAGUCCGAUGUCGUCCCCACUAGUCGACGUCCGCAAAAGAAACGACGCGUUGAGACGUCUCAACCCAGUUCUAAACGGGCUACACCCGCCCGCCAACCAUCUGCCUCUGACUCAGACUCUGACAAUUACGGUGGCGCACGCGCCAAGACCUUUCGGCGGAAAGCUCGCCGUCAAAGAGAAGAGCAACCCGACCAAGUGCUGGCUGAGAAGAGAUGGUCGAGUCGUCGCGCCGCCCAGGUUCAACAAGGCAUGUAUCAAGAAAGCAGCGCGGAAGAAGAAGAGGAGGCGUCAGCAGAUAACAACGAUUACCUCGAAGAAUACGUGGACACGCGCCCUUAUAUCGAAAAGGUAGUUCGCCACCGCCCCAAAGUCGGUACCGAGAUCGACUACAGUGCCCGUCGAGACGACUUCGAAUACUAUAUCAAGUGGCAAGGGCAGAGUCACCUUCACGAUACCUGGGAAGAGAUUGAUGACCUCAAGGAGUAUCGAGCGACGACAUCCCCCGGAGAGCAAGGAGCAAUAUCUCCUGGACAGGAGCGAGACGAAGAAGCCCUUGAAGACUACACCAAGGUUGAGAGAAUCGUUGCUGUUAGAAACGGCGAGCAUGGUACCGAAUACUUUGUCAAGUGGAAGGGUCUCGCCUACGAUGAGUGCACCUGGGAGGCGGAACUCGACAUCAGCCCCGAGUUCCAAGACAAGAUCGACCAGUACCUCAACCGAUCUGUCCGCUCUUGGGGCUCGGAUCGCAAAGAGGCGAGCGUCAACACUCGAACUAGGAUGACGAAGCUCGAAGAACAGCCUUCUUAUAUCAAGGGCGGCGAGUUGCGGCAGUUCCAGCUCCUGGGCCUGAACUUUUUCGUCAUCCCCGCGUGGUGUGAUACUUUCAACAACUGGGCUCCCGACUUGAACUAUGUUGUCUACCUCGGCCCUGAUUCUGCGCGCCGCAUCAUUCGCGAUAACGAAUUGCUGGUGGAUGGCAACCCCAAGAAGCCCAAGUUCAAUGUCCUCGUCACUUCUUACGACUACAUCCUUGCAGACUGGCAAUUCCUUCAGACGAUCAAGUGGCAGGUCCUUGCUGUCGAUGAGGCUCAUCGUCUCAAGAACCGGGAGUCUCAACUCUACGCCAAACUCUUCAAUUUUGGUGUACCUUGCAAAGUUCUAAUCACGGGUACUCCCAUUCAAAACAAUCUUGAGGAGCUCGCUGCCCUGCUUGAUUUCCUGAAUCCCGGCAAAGUGCAAAUCGAGGGAGACCUUGAAUCUCUCUCCGCCGAUGAUGCUCAGGUGCAAUUAGAGAAUCUCCACAAGGCUAUCUCGCCCUACAUUUUGCGGCGUACUAAGGAAACUGUAGAGUCCGACCUUCCCCCGAAGACGGAGAAGAUUAUCAGAGUCGAACUCUCCGACGUCCAACUCGAGUACUAUAAGAACGUGUUGACGCGCAAUUAUUCUGCGCUUCGCGACGCCAACGGCCAGAAAGCGUCGCUGCUCAACAUCAUGAUGGAAUUGAAAAAGAUCAGCAAUCACCCUUACAUGUUUCCGGGCGUCGAGGACAGGGUUCUCGCGGGAAGCACCCGUCGCGAGGACCAGAUCAAGGGCUUGAUCACGAGCAGUGGAAAGAUGAUGCUUCUGGAUCAACUUCUCACCAAGCUCAAGAGAGAUAACCACCGCGUGCUAAUUUUUAGCCAGAUGGUCAGGAUGCUUGACAUCUUGAGCGACUACCUGUCUUUCCGUGGCUACAAAUUCCAGAGGCUCGAUGGCGGCCUUGGUAUCAACCUGAUGACGGCCGACACCGUCAUCAUCUUCGAUUCCGAUUGGAACCCUCAGGCGGAUUUGCAAGCCAUGGCGAGAGCCCACCGAAUCGGUCAGAAGAAGCCUGUCAACAUUUAUCGCCUUGUUUCGAAGGAGACUGUCGAAGAAGAAGUGUUGGAGCGCGCUCGCAACAAGUUGCUUCUCGAGUACCUGACCAUCCAGGCUGGUGUCACCGAUGAAGGCAAGGCCUUCCGGGAGCAGUUCAACAAGAAGGGUCUCAAGGUUGAUGGACCUAGCUCUUCGGAAGACAUCCAAUGGGUUCUCAAGAUGCGUUCGCAGAAGAUGUUUGAGCAGACUGGUAACCAGGAGCGUCUUGAGCAGCUUGACAUCGACACGAUCCUUGAAAAUGCGGAGGUCACUAAAACAAAGGUUGACGACAAGAUCAAUUUGAGCAGUGGUGGCAUCGAUUGGGAUAACUUUAUGCAGUACACGGACGUCAAGGUGGACGAUAUUGCCCUCGACUGGGACGAAAUCAUUCCUGCCGAACGCCUGGAAGAAAUCAAGGCUGAGGAAGAUGUCAAGAAGCAAGAGGAGUACAUUGCGAAGCUCGCGGAGGAGAACGCACCGAGACGUGCCGCCAUGAAAAGUCGCAACAUGGAAUCUGAUCGUGCUGAUCGCCUAGCAAAGAAGAGGGAGCGUCAGAUGAAGAAGGAGCAGGAGGUUGCUGCUCACCGUGCGUCGUUACGAGAUCCGAAGCGCCCUCUGACUGAAAAGGAGCAGAGGAAUCUCAUCCGUGCAUUCCAGCGGUUCGGAUGCAUGGACGAACGAGCGGACGAAAUUGCGGAGGACGCCCGUCUGGCGGAUCGCGAUCGUGGAUUCCUGAAGCAAUUCAUUACCGAUUUCAUCAACGCCUGUGAGAAGGCCAUCGAAGACAACAACGCUAAGCUGGCUCAAGUUGAGAAGGAGAUGUCAAGAGCUGUGGCUAAAAAGGACAAGAAGGCGGUGUUGUUUGAUUUCGCCGACCUCAAGAAGGUAAACGCCGAGACGCCCUUGGAACGGCCGCCCCAGCUUCGCCUUCUCCGUAAAACGGUGAAGACUCACGGCGAUUGGAGGACAUUUCGCCUCCCCGAGGCUUCCAAGGCUGCGCACUACAGCUGUCCUUGGGGCGCCCGAGAGGAUGCCAUGCUUCUGGUGGGAAUCGACAGGCACGGCUUUGGUGCUUGGGGCCAAAUUCGCGAUGACCCCGCGCUCGAGAUGGGUGACAAACUCUUCCUCGAAGAGCACCGAAUCGAGAAGAAGACGGAAAGAGACAAGUAUCUAUUAUCAGUAUUGCAAGCCAAGUACACAGAUGAUGUCUCCGCCCAGAGGGCAGUGGAUGGCCACCAUCGAGUCAAGAAGCAAGCCUUGUCGAACGGUCACCGAGCAUCCCCUGCACCUGGGAUGGCGAGAAAAGGCAGCUACCAGCGCGACCGUGAUUUCGAGCACCGCCGGUCCCAUAGCAUGACGGACGACCGUGAUACUCCGAGAUCUGAGCUCAAGCGGAAACAUAGCCAGAAACUCGAGCAUGAGCGUGAUCGAUCCGCCAAGUCUCGCCGAGCGGAAGACCCCAGGCGUGCGAGGGGUUAUGACGAUGAGGGUUCCCCACGAUCGGACAAGCGCAAGCGUCGUGAUGACCGGGACGAUCGUGCCACGCUCAAGCAUCGGCGGGUAGAAGACUCUUCUCGACGGUAUUCGGAUGACCCCGGCGCCGAGACGACCGGGACAGGCCUUCGGAUGAGCGAAGACGACACGAACAUCGUCCCAAGGAACAGGAUGGCGCCGGAGAAGAUCAACGCUCCAAGGCACUGA